CACCAGCCCUAACAGUUUUCAUUUCCUGUAUUCAUCGGUGUGGACGCGCAUUCUUGCGCUCUUGUGUCUCACUUAGGGCCACCUCCCGAGAAUUGUAGUUGUGAUUUGUGUUUUGGGGUUCAGGUAAUUUUUUUCUUAUUUUUCAGCCUCUUAAUAAUUCAUCUCUUAGGAUGGAUUCGAAGAUAUUCGUGUUUCGUUCGCGUGAGUUGUCUUUCUUCCUUCUUUUGUUCCAUGUCGCUCAUGGAGACAUGAGCUAUUCUUUCCCAGAGGAAAUGAAACGAGGAUCCGUUAUUGGAAAUAUAGCUAAAGACCUCGGGAUGGAAACGGGCGCGCUGUCCAGCAGGAGAGCCCGCAUCGACGCCGACGGAACCGACAAACGUUACUGUGACAUAAACAUGAAUAACGGAGAGUUGAUUGUUGCAGACAGGAUUGACCGCGAGGGGCUUUGUGGAGAAAAGGCUUCGUGCAUCCUAAAACACGAGCUUAUGCUGGAGAAUCCGCUCGAGCUUCAUCGUAUCAGCCUUCACAUUCAAGAUAUCAAUGACAACGCACCACAAUUCAAUGAAGAACGUAUCAAUAUAGAAAUUCGAGAAUCCGCUGAUAGAGGAGCUCGUUUUGUGAUAGAAGAAGCGCACGAUGCGGAUGUGGGGCAAAAUUCAGUGCAGCAGUACAACCUUAAAAAGAAUGAAAAUUUUAUUCUGUCUGUAAAUGGAAACACCAGAGAACUCGUUCUUGAAAAAGAGCUUGAUCGUGAAAAACAACAGGAAAUGAAUUUAAUUCUCACAGCUUUGGAUGGUGGAUCUCCUCAGAGAUCAGGUACAUUAGUAAUACACGUCACUGUGUUGGAUGCUAAUGAUAACGCCCCAGUGUUCAGCCAAGCCGUUUAUAAAGCCAGCCUGCCUGAAAACUCUCCUUUAGAUACUGUAGUGGUUACAGUAAGCGCAAGUGAUGCAGAUGAGGGAGUUAAUGGAGAUGUGACGUAUGACUUUGUGCAUCUUACAGAAGAAGUGAAGAAGAUAUUUAGUAUUGAUCGUAAAGUAGGUGACAUAAGAGUAAUUG
Neolamprologus brichardi is the source of this 1059-nucleotide messenger RNA. RefSeq names its product protocadherin gamma-A11-like. The record is from RefSeq and is a predicted model, not a curated record. Lineage: Eukaryota; Metazoa; Chordata; Actinopteri; Cichliformes; Cichlidae. Gene Ontology annotation, molecular function: calcium ion binding. Gene Ontology annotation, biological process: homophilic cell-cell adhesion. Gene Ontology annotation, cellular component: plasma membrane.